This is a messenger RNA of Sus scrofa (pig), 2293 nucleotides long. Lineage: Eukaryota; Metazoa; Chordata; Mammalia; Artiodactyla; Suidae. The record is from RefSeq and is a predicted model, not a curated record.
UUUCCUUCUUGUUUUGGUUUGUUUUGCUGAGGAAGGUGAGGACGUCCAAGGACAUUUCAGGACGGUGACGAGGGGAGGAAGCGAGCAGGGCGACAAGACAGCCCGCCUUCGAUCAGCCGGGUGUCGAGCCGCAGACAGGGGACCUCGGGCUUCGUGGCCGUUCUCACCGGCUCAGGGGGGACACGCCAGCGGCAGCGGAUGCUCUCCCGACACCCACGGCUACACACCCCCGCACCCAGGGAAGCCGGGGACCGCAUCCCUGCCUGGGCUUCUUUUAGGCAAGGCGGCUUGUUACCUGCCUGUGGACUAACCAGUCCGGACACCUCUGGUCCCCUCCUGCGGAGUCCACAGCUUCAUAGGCCACCAGAAAGCUCUGGCCCCACAGUCUGCAGGCUGGGAGCCAGGGUGCCCCUGUCCCAGGCUGCCCCCAGCUUUCUGUGGUUUGCUGGCAUCCUGAUGCCCCCAUCUUACCCGACCACCUGCAAAGACCCGUUUCCCAGUAAGGUUGCAUGACGGGGUUGGGACCCCAGCUCUUCAUGGGAACACCAUUCAAGCCAUAACAUUCGCUCUUUGAUUACGACAUCAAUAAAAUGUUCUUGCCUAGUGAAUAUCGCACAUUCUGAGGGCCCUGGUUUCCUAGAAAAUUCAAUAGUUGAGUCGUUUGUGGGCUUUCAGAUAGUCUGUGUACACGUAUCCCCUAAAGCUAUUUGUAAACAGGACCUUUUCACCCAACCACGCAGGAGUCACCUUGAGAUAAUCGUCCCCAUAAGACCCAGGAGAAGCUUCGGGAGAGCAGAGGGGACGCUCUGAAGCCCUCAGGGAAGUGCCUGGUGAGCACAGGGGCACACGAAAUCUACCUCGACCGACCGUGCCGCUUCAAUCCCCGGAGGAAGGAUGGCGAACAAGCCGUGGGCACCAGACUUGGCCUUGGUUUCUUAUCUAUUGUUAAUUCCCUUCAUCCUGCUGUACCAACUGCAUCUAUGGAGCCCACUCUCCUCUCCUCGGGAAGAAUGCAACGGACAACGAGGGGUGGCUUUUUUCUCAUGUUGGUUUCUUUCAGGAAAGCAGAGCUUGCUUUAAUCAGGUCCUCACACCUCGUUUUCACUCCAGCAUCAGGGGACGCUAUUACCGAACACUGAGCUCCCAGCACAGUCAAAUGGACACGCAUGAGUUAAGAGAUGCUCCAGUAUAUACUCCCCCAGAGCAGAAGCCGGCUCGGAGACGUUUGUAAAGAGGCCGCCGUGCCCCCAAGAAGGGGGUCCAGGGGUGCAAGCCAGGAAGAUGAACACACAAAGCCGUUUUCUGUUUCAACGGGGAGAUGCAGUGGGAACCAGUGCGGGGAAGCGCGGAGCCGGCGCGGAGCGAUUGUGAGGGCCUCUGCUGGAAUUUGGCAGCGCGGAGGCUUGGAGGGCAGCCCCAUGCUGGCCCCUAUUCAGCAGGCCAGUUUUCCUCGAGCUUUGGAAGUUUCACUCAGCCGUGCACUCAAUGGCUUCACAAAGCUGAUUACAAGCUUCAGCGCAUUCCUGAAGGAGCCAAAAGCGACGCAGGUGCAAACGAGCCGAGGGAGCCCCUUAUCCCGGUGACAGAAUGGGACAAGCUGGGAAAGGCUUGGACCACACAAAUCCAAGCUCACCAGGCAGCAGAAAGCCUGCCUUGGGAACCGGGGGUCAUUAUCCGCCCUAUUCAGCGGGGCCCGGGGACCUUGGGGGCCCGGGAGGCCGGCCCGCGAGGGAGCGCCAGCGCGCGCCCGCGGCCCUGGGGACCCCGCGGGGCCUGCGGUGGGGCGGGGGUGCCAGCCCGCGACGUGUGCGUCCGCACGGUCAGCGUUUGUGAAAUCCGUGCUCAGAAGGGCCCCGGGUCAACACCUCUAGGGACACAGGAAGCAACCGGGUGCGUGGACGUCGCGCCACCUUUGUUCAUCCAGCGUCCAGACCGCACUGCCCUGUCCCCGCCCCCACCCUGGCGCCGAGGGUCCCUCUGCGCUCCGUUUCUCCCCCAGCCGGCCUUUCCCAUCGGCCCGGGUUCCGACGGCGGGCGGUGGGAGGGACGGUGUCCGCGCGCCCAGAGUAGGGACCGAGGGUCCCCGGAGCGGCGGACAGAGGACGCCUUCGCUGCGAGGCCGACUCCCGCGGGGAGGCGGGCCGGUCCUCCCCGGGAAUGAAGGACAUGCCUCGCUCGCGAUCAAGAACAGAAAACCCGGACCGCGGGAGGUGGAGAGAGAAGGGCAGCCCGGCAGGGAGUGCGCGGGAAAGGGCCGCUCGCGGGCUGGCUGGUGACCCGGCGCGGGCGCCGG